This is a messenger RNA of Drosophila albomicans, 2209 nucleotides long. RefSeq names its product zonadhesin-like. NCBI's taxonomy places the organism in Eukaryota, Metazoa, Arthropoda, Insecta, Diptera, Drosophilidae. The record is from RefSeq and is a predicted model, not a curated record. The transcript is spliced from 2 exons. The coding region runs from base 50 to 2209 and encodes 719 amino acids.
CAGUUUCAGUUAACUCCUCUGGCUGUCAAGGGAUAAGUGAAUUGUUGGGAUGAAAUUGGCGACCGUCUUCCUUAUUGGGAGCUAUUUCCUUUUAUGCUCUGCCAAUUUAUGUCAAGGCGCUCCAAAACAUCGCGGCUCAAUAGGGUGGGGAUCAUGGCCUCCUAGACCACCGAGCACGCAACCUAUCCAACCGUGCCAACCGACGCAGCCAACCCGACCUCCAUGCACUUGCUCACCCACUAAACCACAAUGUACCAAACCACCAAAAAAACCGACUUGUCCAACUCGUCCACCAACAAAGCCGACAUGUCGUCCAACCAAACCUCCGUGUCCUCCAACGAAAGCAACAUGUCCACCGACAAAGCCCACAUGUCGUCCAACGAAACCCACACGUCCACCAACAAAGCCCACAUGUCGUCCAACUAAACCUCCGUGUCCUCCAACGAAAUCAACAUGUCCACCAACAAAGCCCACAUGUCGUCCAACGAAACCCACACGUCCACCAACGAAACCAACAUGUCCACCAACAAAACCGACACAUCGUCCAACUAAACCUACAUGUCCUCCAACAAAGCCCACAUGUCGUCCAACAAAGCCCACACGUCCACCAACGAAACCAACUUGUCCACCAACAAAGCCCACAUGUCCACCGACGAAACCAACUUGCCCACCAACGAAACCAACUUGUCCACCAACAAAGCCCACAUGUCCACCGACGAAACCAACUUGCCCACCAACGAAACCAACUUGUCCACCAACUAAACCAACUUGUCCACCAACAAAGCCCACAUGUCCACCAACGAAACCAACUUGCCCACCAACAAAACCAACUUGUCCACCAACUAAACCAACUUGUCCACCAACAAAGCCCACAUGUCCACCAACGAAACCAACUUGCCCACCAACGAAACCAACUUGUCCACCAACAAAGCCCACAUGUCCACCGACGAAACCAACUUGUCCACCAACGAAACCAACUUGUCCACCAACUAAACCAACUUGUCCACCAACAAAGCCCACAUGUCCACCAACGAAACCAACUUGCCCACCAACGAAACCAACUUGUCCACCAACAAAACCGACAUGUCCACCAACAAAGCCCACAUGUCCGCCAACUAAACCAACUUGUCCACCAACAAAACCGACAUGUCCACCGACGAAACCAACUUGCCCACCAACGAAACCAACUUGUCCACCAACAAAGCCCACAUGUCCACCGACGAAACCAACUUGCCCACCAACGAAACCAACUUGUCCACCAACUAAACCAACUUGUCCACCAACAAAGCCCACAUGUCAACCAACGAAACCAACUUGCCCACCAACGAAACCAACUUGUCCACCAACUAAACCAACUUGUCCACCAACAAAGCCCACAUGUCCGCCAACUAAACCAACUUGUCCACCAACAAAACCGACAUGUCCACCAACGAAACCAACUUGCCCACCAACGAAACCAACUUGUCCACCAACAAAACCGACAUGUCCACCAACAAAGCCCACAUGUCCACCAACGAAACCAACUUGUCCACCAACUAAACCAACUUGUCCACCAACAAAGCCCACAUGUCCACCAACGAAACCAACUUGUCCACCAACUAAACCAACUUGUCCACCAACAAAGCCCACAUGUCCGCCAACUAAACCAACUUGUCCACCAACAAAACCGACAUGUCCACCAACGAAACCAACUUGCCCACCAACGAAACCAACUUGUCCACCAACAAAACCGACAUGUCCACCAACAAAGCCCACAUGUCCACCAACGAAACCAACUUGUCCACCAACUAAACCAACUUGUCCACCAACAAAGCCCACAUGUCCACCAACGAAACCAACUUGUCCACCAACUAAACCAACUUGUCCACCAACUAAACCAACUUGUCCACCAACAAAGCCCACAUGUCAACCAACGAAACCAACUUGCCCACCAACGAAACCAACUUGUCCACCAACUAAACCAACUUGUCCACCAACUAAACCAACUUGUCCACCAACAAAGCCCACAUGUCCACCAACGAAACCAACUUGUCCACCAACUAAACCAACUUGUCCACCAACAAAGCCCACAUGUCCACCAACGAAACCAACUUGUCCACCAACGAAACCAACUUGUCCACCAACUAAACCAACUUGUCCACCCAAAGCCCACAUGUCCACCAACGAAACCAACUUGCCCACCAACGAAACCAACUUGUCCACCAACUAA